Molecule: messenger RNA, 1052 nt
Organism: Paramacrobiotus metropolitanus
Lineage: Eukaryota; Metazoa; Tardigrada; Eutardigrada; Parachela; Macrobiotidae
Exons: 1
Coding region: 85-753 (222 amino acids)
Biological process (GO): chemical synaptic transmission; G protein-coupled receptor signaling pathway, coupled to cyclic nucleotide second messenger
Cellular component (GO): dendrite; membrane
Molecular function (GO): neurotransmitter receptor activity; G protein-coupled serotonin receptor activity
Source: RefSeq, a predicted model, not a curated record
AAUUGUACGGGACGUGGUGGAUGGGAUAUUCAGCAUGCAUAUUCUACAAACUAUUUCGAAUUUAUCGUCAGUUUAGCAGCGGUCAUGUUCCAUACCCUGAUCGCCGUCAACCGCAUCUGGGCGAUUAGCCAUCCGGUAUCUUAUCGCAUGUAUCAUAACAAGAGAACUGCAGGAUUUCUGUGUUUGGUGGCAUUGUGUUACGUGCAUAUUAUGGGACUACCGGGGUUAGUCUUAGAUGCAUUAUACUACCAUCUUCCCGAAAACGAGCACGGCUGUCUUAUCAGUACCCCGCAAAUGCCGGUAUGGGGUCGCAUUGAGAAUAUCCUAUGCCGCAUUCUCCCGCUGUUUUUAGUGAUGUUCGCUUAUGCAUAUACGAAUGCGCUGAUCUGGUGCCGUCGCCGAAAACGAGCGGAUAAUACGGUUCACAGCAGCCACGACACGAAUCCGCGGAGUGCAACGGCGAACAAAAUAUUCGCUCUGCAGAGCCAGGCAGACAAAGAACACCAUGGAGAAAGUGUUGUUUCCGUAACACGCAACAGGGAGGUAAAAGCAUCGCUGGUGCUAACGUUGACGGUCAUCAGCAUCAUCGUGUGCUGGCUACCGGCUGAUGCCCUUUAUUUUGCAUUCCUGUUUUUUGGGAUUGGAUUCUCCAGCACCGCAUUCAUCACGGUCAUGCUGCUGUAUUCCGUUCAGAGUGUUUUUGAUCCCUUAAUGCUGCAGUUCAGCCUGAGAAAAAUCAAGCAGAAGCUGUAGUGGCACGACUUCCAUUGGAAAAAAAACGAUUACAGGGCACUGGAUAUGUCGUGCUGAAAACCACCGGUUUUAUCCGUUUUGUGAAGUGUCCUUUUUAUUUUUGCCAAAACUGCUAGAUUUUCUUCGGUUAGCUGUUUCUUGAAUCCCUGCGUUUUAUGUACACACGGUACAGUCGCUAAAGAUUAGCGGAUUUUAGGCUAACUGAUUUACGGAUUUAGGAUUAACUGAUUUUAUUUUACUCGUAUUCCAGAAAAUGAUAUCUGCAUUUAAUACCGGCGAUAAGUCGCAACAACUGGAUG